CCCCCCUGCUAUCCCUGGGAUUAACCAGGCACCAGUACCCAGUCACUGACACACUCUCAGACUGCACAUGAGACAUCAGAAAUCAUGCCCCAAGGUGCGUUUUCCAGCCCUCAAGAAGACUUCCUGGAGCCCACACAGAGGGGAGGCGAUGGAGCAGGGCCUGCGGGACUGCUGCCGCUCCAUCCGCAUCGGGAAAAUCCUGAUCCAGAGCGACGAGGAGACCCAGCGAGCCAAGGUGUACUACGCCAAGUUCCCCCCAGACAUCUACAGGAGGAAAGUGCUGCUCAUGUACCCGAUCCUCAGUAUUGGAUAUUAUGAAGAUGACUUCCUUGCAAGACCGUCGCAAGACAUGACUUUUCGGGCAUUAAAACAGGAUCUUUCAAACCUCAGCUGCUCUUGAUAAUGUCAGCAGUGAGGGGGAAACUGCAGAAAUGCUUAACCCUCCAUAACAUGGGAAGUCUGGUAUUCAAUUAAUUAAGGCUCACAUCGGAAAACAGGAACAUCUUAGUUUUCAUAGGGCUGUAUGUAGUACACAACACCAGGUGAGAGGGGAAACCUGCCAUAGAAACGUCCAUGGUUCGAGGUGGAGGAAUGCCCAUGUAUAGAGGGGAAGGAAU
This is a messenger RNA of Pyrgilauda ruficollis (rufous-necked snowfinch), 617 nucleotides long. Its product is annotated as uracil phosphoribosyltransferase homolog. The transcript has 4 exons. Lineage: Eukaryota; Metazoa; Chordata; Aves; Passeriformes; Passeridae. The record is from RefSeq and is a predicted model, not a curated record. Bases 68 to 400 code for a protein of 110 amino acids.